AUGUCUGUGCGGAAGACAAAAUCUGUUGGUUCUGGUCUCGGGGUUCAUGGUGGAUGCUGGGGAACGGCUCCCCACAAAGACCACCCUCAUCUCUUCUGGGCGCAGGUAUCGGCAGCACUGCUGAUUUUGGGCCCGCUCGCGGCCACCAUCUGGACACCCUGGCGCCAGGGGUGCGGUAUCGGGGGCUCCUGCUCCGUCGGCGUGCAGCUCUCCAUGGCAACGGCCGUGCCGUUGAGCAUCGUGAACCACCUGGGUCACGCUGUGGCGCGGCGGUGGAUCCCGCUGCUGCAGAAAUUGGAUAGAACCACCAUCUCUCUGGGGUGUGUGAUCGGUGCUUGGGCGCUCUCCCAAGACCUCUUCUUCACGGUGGGGUCAGCUUUACUGGCUUCCACGGUCAUCAUUCUGAUGUGGUUCGGUAGCCCCCGCUACCGGGACAGCGAAGUCUUGGCUUCGAGCCUCGUUGCUGUGUGCAUUCUCUAUGGGCUCCUUCCCAUGCUCUUCUACCGGGAAUCCCUGGACCACUGCGUCUGGCCGGCUGGUGGUGCCAUCCUCGCCGGCUUCGCGCUCUUCCAGUUCGAUCCCCUAGGUGUUUGGACGGAUUCCGUCUGGCACCUCGUUCUCAUCCCGUAUGCCCACUUCUGUUCGCUCUCAGCCGUGCGAAUGGACCAGUGUAUCGGCGCAUCAGGAGAAGCAUCAGGCCUUGGGGCAGAGCCCUCCGCCUCCCCUCGUGGCGAGCCUGGCGACGGCCCUGGAGACCCUGGCGCCUGUGGAGUUGUGCGCGGCUCUUCGGCCGCUAACCGCCCAGAGCGUGAAAGCAUCAGGAGAACGAGCGACCUACACCGCGGUCGCCACACGCGCCAUGGCACAGCUGAAAAGCUCGCGGCAGGCCUGGGAGUUGGAAGGCUUGUGCAAGAACCUCCGGCUAGACAUCGGCGAGGUGACGCCAGACGACGAUCUCUUCACAGAGGAGAUGCCGGGGCAGUCGCAGAUGAGAUAGCCGCAAAAAAUACGCAUCCGAGCAUCGGAGUUUUUGCACAGCAGAGGCUGUUCUCCGCGCCCUUCCGUGGGCCAGUGCAGGGUCACAUUGAGGAGCGCCUGACCUCUGAGUUGCGGCCGUUGCAUCUUGAGGUGGUGAACGAAUCGCACGGAAAGAAGAGUGAUGAGUCUCACUUCCACGUGCUGAUCGUCUCGGAGGCUUUCGAGGGCUUGAAGCCCCUGGCGAGACAUCGUUUGGUGAAUGGCCUUUUCACGCGUGAGGCCAAAGCUGCGGGUUCAGUCGGGUCGUGUUGGAGUUGA
Molecule: messenger RNA, 1296 nt
Organism: Symbiodinium sp. CCMP2456
Lineage: Eukaryota; Dinophyceae; Suessiales; Symbiodiniaceae
Source: the annotation of a GenBank genome assembly